ACAACAUGGCGGCAAGGCGAAGUAUUUCGUGGCUUACAAAGUCUACUUUAAUAUCUCCUAGGCAGUUAUCUGCUACAAGGAGUGUCAGGACAAGUGCAGUAUGUUUGAAGAAAACGCCCCAUACAGUUGGUGUACCAGCAUGGGCCAAAGCAGCACAAAGAAGAAGGAAAAGUUUGGUGAAGCUAGAUAAACCAAAGACAUUAGAACAGAUUGAAUCAGAAAAUAGAUUAYCUACUGAUGGUGUUAUGCUUGACUUUUUUACAAGUACAAGAAAUAAAAGACCGUUUUCCAAGAUACAAGAGAAAACUGAUAAGCAAUCACAUUUUUCAAUGACAAAAGACCAUCAAGCAUUUGUCUGCUAUCAUCCUUCUGUUCACGACCCCAAGUCKCUGUUAUUAUCAAAGGAAGCAUCUGAAACGCCAUGGUGGUACCUUACAGCAGAUGAAGUGAACAAUUAUAAAGACGACCUUGAACCAGAUGAAAUAAAAGAAGCAAAAAAACUUAGAAAGAAUAACCCAAAAAUAUGGUCUGUUAAUGCAUUAAGUAGACUGUUUAAAGUAAAACCUCUCUCCAUUGUACUGAAUGCUCCAUUAACUAAGGAUCAGAAAUAUGAACUUGAAAUUGAAAGAAAGAUAGUCAGUCAAUGGUCAGACUUCAAGAGAAAGGAAUAUCGAGCUCAUCAAGAAGUAGAAAGGCAAAGAUACGUAUUACAAACAAGAGGAGAAGCAAUGCACAAAGCAUUAGGCAUGAAAUCAUAGCAUGUUGUGUUUUUAUGAGUUUCAUUACUCAGACAUAUUUCUGGUGUAAAAUGCUUGCAUUGACAAGUGGUUUUAGUACUUGUUGACCUUGUUUAACUUGUAAGUGACUAUCGAGGAAAUCAGGGCAAAAUCUUGUGCAAAUAAACAGAUGAUACUGCACCACAAGUUAUAAUACAUUAGAUUUAUUAAAUGAUGUCAA
Exaiptasia diaphana is the source of this 957-nucleotide messenger RNA. RefSeq lists its product as uncharacterized. The record is from RefSeq and is a predicted model, not a curated record. The transcript is spliced from 7 exons. Bases 6 to 758 code for a protein of 250 amino acids. NCBI's taxonomy places the organism in Eukaryota, Metazoa, Cnidaria, Anthozoa, Actiniaria, Aiptasiidae.